Tympanuchus pallidicinctus (lesser prairie-chicken) is the source of this 5400-nucleotide messenger RNA. RefSeq names its product interleukin-1 receptor type 1-like. The transcript is spliced from 13 exons. Lineage: Eukaryota; Metazoa; Chordata; Aves; Galliformes; Phasianidae. Gene Ontology annotation, molecular function: interleukin-1, type I, activating receptor activity. The record is from RefSeq and is a predicted model, not a curated record. Gene Ontology annotation, biological process: regulation of inflammatory response; signal transduction. Bases 273 to 1940 code for a protein of 555 amino acids.
GGCGGCCUCUGGGCGGGGCGAAGCUCCGGUGCGCAGCCGGGCGGAGCAGGGGCUGCCGCCCGCUCGCGGUGCGGCAGGGGCCGGGGUGGCCGCGGGGGUUCGGGGCACGGACGGAGGAGCUGAAAUGAUACAGAAAACUGUUAGAAGCUGCGACUGCAAAAUGAGCUCCUUUUACUUGAUGCUGAAAGGAGGUAAACCAAAGCUGCAAGAAUUAUGAUCAGCUCUUUGACAAGUGACAGGAAAACCACAUACAAGGCAACUAAAUAAAGGCUAUGCAUAAGAUGACAUCUACAUUUUUGCUUAUUGGUCAUCUAAUUCUAGUCAUACCUUUGUUCAGUGCUGAAGAAUGUGUUAUUUGUAAUUACUUUGUUCUUCUUGGAGAACCUACAGCUAUCAGUUGCCCAGUAAUUACAUUGCCAACGCUUCAUUCUGAUUACAAUCUGACUUGGUAUAAAAAUGGUAGUAAUACACCGAUAACCACGGAGAGACAUGCCAGGAUCCAUCAGAGGAAGGGCUUGCUUUGGUUUAUUCCUGCAACACUUGAAGAUUCUGGACUUUAUGAAUGUGAAGUAAGGAGUCUUAACCGCUCUAAACAAAAAAUUAUAAAUUUAAAAGUUUUUGAGAAUGAUAAUGGUUUGUGCUUUAAUGGAGAAAUGAAGUAUGACCAAAUAGUGAAGAGUGCAAAUAUUGGAAAGAUUAUGUGUCCUGAUCUAGAAAACUUCAAAGAUGAAGACAAUAUUAAUCCUGAAAUACACUGGUAUAAGGAGUGUAAGUCUGGAUUUCUUGAAGACAAACGACUUGUUUUGGCAGAGGGUGGAAAUGCUGUAUUGAUCCUCAAUGCUACUAUCCAAGACAAAGGAAACUACACGUGCCGUAUGGUAUAUACAUUCAUGGGAAAACAAUAUAAUGUUUCACGCACCAUGAAUCUGGAGGUUAAAGAAAGUCCACUGAAGAUGAGACCGGAGUUUAUUUACCCAAACAACAAUACAAUUGAAGUGGAACUUGGCUCUCAUGUAGUCAUGGAAUGCAAUGUAUCAAGUGGUGUGUAUGGCUUGCUUCCAUACUGGCAAGUUAAUAAUGAAGAUGUUGAUAGCUUUGACAGCACCUACAGGGAACAGUUUUAUGAAGAGGGAAUGCCUCAUGGGAUUGCUGUGUCUGGAACAAAAUUUAACAUUUCAGAAGUGAAAUUGAAGGAUUAUACUUAUAAAUUUUUUUGUCACUUCUUUUAUGAUUCUCAAGAAUUUACAUCAUACAUCAAAUUGGAACACCCAGUUCAGAACAUUCGGGGUUACUUGAUUGGAGGAGGAAUUUCUUUGAUAUUUUUUUUGUUUCUUAUACUCGUUAUCUACAAGAUCUUUAAAAUCGAUAUUGUGCUUUGGUAUCGGAGCUCCUGCCAUCCUUUCCUGGGUAAAAAAGUUUCAGAUGGAAAGAUCUAUGAUGCUUAUGUUCUAUAUCCAAAGAACAGAGAGAGCUGCUUGUACUCAUCAGAUAUUUUUGCUCUGAAGAUACUGCCAGAAGUCUUAGAAAGACAGUGUGGAUAUAACCUCUUUAUAUUUGGGAGAAAUGAUUUAGCAGGAGAAGCUGUGAUCAGUAUUACUGAUGAAAAAAUCCAUCAAAGUAGAAGAGUAAUAAUUAUCUUAGUACCAGAACCAUCAUGUUAUGGUGUUUUAGAAGAUGCAUCUGAAAAACAUCUUGCUGUGUAUAAUGCUCUUAUCCAGGAUGGUAUAAAAAUAAUUCUGAUUGAACUUGAAAAAAUAGAAGAUUAUGCAAACAUGCCAGAAUCCAUCAAAUAUGUUAAGCAAAAGUAUGGAGCUAUCCGAUGGAAAGGGGACUUCUCGGAAGGGUCACACUCAGCAAGUACGAGGUUCUGGAAAAAAGUGCACUACCACAUGCCGUCCAGAAAACAUGGAUCUUCAUCAGGGUUUCAUUUGUCACCAUGAGACUUGAAUUCUCCCCAGGCAACAACAGAAAAAUGAAGUGACUGACAAAGUUUAUGUAAUUGGUGAUGGACUGGCAGAAGGUCGCAUGUUUUUGUACAAACAAUCUCACCCAAAUUUUCUGGAUUGAAGGUACUACAACUUUAUCUGCAGACGUGAAUCAUAUUUUCUUCUGACCACAUCAGCAGAAUGUCUUGAAAUGUCAUCAACAGCACAGUGAUGGCACGGAAACAUUUAGGAAGUACUGAAGGACUCUUCCAAGAAUUGCACUGUGAUUUUCUAAAACAUUUUUUAAUUUUGUAAAACAAGAAGAAAGACCCGGAAAAAUACUUUCUAGCAAUUGAAGGAUGAGUAUGAAGGAAAUCGUAUAAAUUAAUUAUAAUUGUGAUGUUAUAUAUUGGACUUGGUUGAUGCUGGUAAGUGAUUUUGUUGUUGUUGUUGUUUUAUGAAAUGACAUGAAUUUUAUUUGUUACAAGUUUAUUUGCUGCUUUGUUCAUUUUGCUCAAAGGUAAUACCAUCAUUGUUAGUGCACCUGUGUGGUAUCACCCAAGAGAAAAGGUAAGAGACAAUCCCAGCUUCCCCAGAACGCUACUCAGUCUGACAAAGAGUAAAUUCUCUUUCCUGAUCUAUCUUACAUUUAAAGAACUGCAUGGUUCUCGGCCCCUAAUGCCAUUCAAACACCAUUAAAAGUAUCAUUGUAUUGCUGUUCCUAGUCUUAAAAUGUUUAAUGUCCAGAAGACUUUUAUCUUGUUAAGUGCCUUAGUAUAUUUGUCCUUUAUUACCAUGUGGAGCUACGAGGUCAUGACUGAUUCUCUCAUGCAGACUAGAGAAUUGUUGGCUUUUUGUUGGCAUCUCAGGGACCAAAGGUGCUUCAGGGCACAGACUACAAAGCUGGGUUGUCCCUAUGUGUUGCUGAUGCUGGAAGUGAGCAUGUUUCUCCUCCUGUUCCCAGCCAAGGUGCUGGCUCCAGCAUUUGUCAAAUCUGAAAGCUUAUGCUACCUGAACAGGCUAAUGUGGCAGAGAGGCUUUUCUGUUCUCCCACAUCAGUGAGUUUAUCAUUCCUGGAAGGGUCAUUGUGCAGUGGAAAAGGAAAAAGGGUAGAGUGGUCAUGCUUGGUAGCGCUGUAUGCAUUUAGAAAAUAGAGCUGAAAUAACACUGUUGCCCAGAGAUGGCUGGAGUCCAAUGGGUUUACACGAAAACUGUUAAAACUUAUUGUGGAUGCUGAAUGCUUUUUCUUUCCCUCUUUCUCACUUUUGCUUUUUUAGCAACUUUAUAUACAACAUGGAAUUGUUAACUCCGAAGCUAAGACUCAUGUGUGGACAGUGAUGCAGUCUGUAAUGAUAAAUUCUCUUGAUGGGGGAUUGUCUAUUUUCAAAGAAAUCACCAAAUUUAGUGUCAUGUUUGUAGAUAGAAGAUUUACAGGAAUAAGAGAUAUGGGAGUUAAACCAUCUGUGCUUUUCAUUUUCUGCCCAAGUUUCUACUUCUAAGUUAGAGAUUUAGUUUUGUAUGGAAGCUUCAGUGUUCAUCUGUUACGAGUGGACUCUGUAGUCUAAGUAUAAGGCAUAGAUGGUUCUUGUGAACAAACUUAGAAAAUUUCAGUUUGGUGAACUCUAUGCCAUCUGAAAACUAACUUGUGGUUCAAGUUAUCAUACACAGGCAUUGCUUGGUUUUGCUGCUAGUGACAUUUGAUUAUUAAUUAGUUCCUUUUUAAAAACAAACAAAAAAAAUGCUCUGGGAAGAUAAGUAUUGAACUGUUUUUGUGAUUUUUAAAAUGUAGGUGUAAUGACCAAUUGCCUGUGUUCUCAAGGAAAAAGUAUGACAGCUCUGGUAACAUUGUGCGGGUAGGGAAAAGGCACAAGGCUGGUUAAUAAACUUAAAGUGAAGAUCUGGUUUAUGUAACAGUUGCAAAAUAGCUAGGUAAUUAUACAUAAGGGAGAGAGAAUUGAGAGAGAAUUGAGAGAAUGAAGGCAGCAAAAAAAAGAAAGCUCUGCAGUUGUGUACACUAACUCCUUUGUGAUUGUUUGCUCUAGUGUUAAUAAUUGUCCUAGUACAGAAUUUGAAGACAAGGCAUCUGAUCAGACUGUGAUGGUUGAUUUGCAACACGAGUUUCGGAUCUGCCUUUAAUUUCUGCUUGUGAUUCUGGAUUUCUGUUUGUGUUCAUGUCCUCUUAAAUUCUGUUUUGCAGAACUUUUUUUUUCCCAAUUCAAAUUUCAGUAAAUCUUAUUACAUACUGCAGAACAAUCAGCUUACUACUACGUAAAAUUCCUUUGCUUUCCAAGCUGUUCUCAAAGGCUGCUGCUAAUAUGGUAUUAGGCAGAAUUUUUUCCUUUGAAUUGAUCCUUUGAUAUCUCUGAUACCACUUUUUAAUUUGAAAAACUUAUGUUCUGCAUCCCUCAGAAUUCUUCUACUCUUUGAGUACCGCUUCCUUCAUUUUGACACUGUAGUGUUAUUUUUUGUUUGUUUGUUUUUUCUGUCAUUGGCUCUUUUCUUCCUUCCCCAUCCUCAACCAAAAGAAACUGAUGGUCUGAGGUGCCAUCCCUCAAAACUGCCAUUAGGAUGACCAUAGGAUAGUGGUGACCUUUGUGUUGUGCCUCACAGAUGACAAAGCCAAUGGAAAUAACUUUCUUUCCCACUAUAAGUUAUUUGAUUACUUUGGUGUAUGCUGAAAAUUUGAUAUUCUUUGCCUUCUCAGCUUUGUGAGCUGAGUGUAUAUCUGACCAGAAUGGAAUGAGAUUCUAUUUCAGGACAAGAGGGGGUGGGGGGGAAGUUAUAUGGGAAAUGUCAGGGUAUUUCCAACUGUUUUGGUACUGGAAUAUUUUAUCAAAGAAUGUCAUGUAUGUGUAGACCAAUUCACACGCUUAUCUUCUGUUCUCAUUCUAUGUUUUAUUCAAGACAGAAUUGUCUUGGGAGAAACACUUCUGGUCAUGAGGUGUCACAUUCACAUAGCUGUUGCACUAGAUCUGCUUUUCAAUAUAGUGUUUGUUUGGUGAUAGUCCAUCAUGGUAAAAGAGCCUUGAGAUCCAUCUCAAGUUACUGAAAUUCAUCUGGACAAGGUGAAUGUGCUAAUUGGUAUGGUUCACAUUGAUAAAAGAAUUUAGUGGGACAGAAGCUGUAUGGUUUGGUCUUUUGUCAGAGGAUCCCAAUAUCAAAUGUGAAGACUAGACACUGGAAGUAUCAUAUUUUUACUUGGAGGACUAAUAUUGACUUUGCAUUUUCACCUUGACAGUUUGCAAGCCAGCCAACAGAGUUCCACCAACCUCUGGCCUCUUCAGUUUUUGUGUUUAUGAAAAACUGCUACUUGUUAUGCCUUCCUUUAGUGGAAAGUUAUUUUACUGAGCCAAAAUACUGUUAAUUGUUUGUUUUGAUAUAUUUGUAUGACUGAAGUUUUCAUGUGUGUUAUGUAAAGACACUUUGAAGAAAGGCUGUUUUUAAUUCAAUAAAACACUACCUAAUUUUUUUCUUA